Poeciliopsis prolifica (blackstripe livebearer) is the source of this 5409-nucleotide messenger RNA. RefSeq names its product tetratricopeptide repeat domain 13 (gene ttc13). The transcript is spliced from 23 exons. Gene Ontology annotation, molecular function: protein binding. Bases 87 to 2567 code for a protein of 826 amino acids. Lineage: Eukaryota; Metazoa; Chordata; Actinopteri; Cyprinodontiformes; Poeciliidae. The record is from RefSeq and is a predicted model, not a curated record.
GCUCGGACGUUGUAGUUUCGAUGAGCUCUGAGAUUGCGGCUCUCUCGUUCUGACUGCAGCAGCUUCCGUCACUCAUGUAGCCGAAGAUGGCCCUUGCCAGCCGGGCUGUCGCGGUGGUAGCACUGUCGCUGCUCUACCUGUGCGGCGGGAUCAUCUCCACGGAGUUCUUCUCCACGCUCACGCUGUUCAACAACGAGCUCCACAAGCAGGGAUGCAGCUCGCUGUCCGAGUGGGAGGACUACGCUGCGGACUGCGAGUCGUCUGUUUUGCAGUUCGAGGACCCAGACUGCGUGGAGGGAAGCAACCCGCCCUGCGAGUCGGUUUUCUCCCUCAACGCUGAAAAAAUCCUGAACCAGGCCAAGUUGUUCAUAGAGCAAAAAAAAAUCCCCUUCCCUGUAGACAACCAAAACACAAACGAGGAACUGGCCAUAUGCUACGUUCUGAUAGGAAACGGUCUUUAUGAUGAGGCCAUUAAACAUUUCUCCCUCUUGCUGCAGAGCGACCCGGAGUUGGUCAGCGCCAUCUAUGGAAGAGGGAUAGCUUACGGCAAGAAAAGCCUGCAGGACAUAAAGAACGCAGACCUGGCGCUGUACGAGCUCAACCGGGUCAUCGCACUGGAGCCGAACUGGCCCGAAGUCUAUGAGCAGAGAGCCGAGAUUUUGUCGCCUCUGGGUCGGAUCAGUGAGGCUCUGGGUGACCUCACCAAAGCCAUCCAGCUGCAGCCGUCAGCUCGCCUCUACAGGCACAGAGGAACUCUGCUCUUCAUCUCCGAGGAUUACGUUGCAGCCAUGGAGGACUUCCAGAGCUCCUUAGAGCUGAAGAAGAAUCAGCCCAUCGCCAUGCUUUAUAAGGGCCUCACCUUUUUUCACAGAGGAAUGCUGAAGGAAGCCAUCGAUGCAUUCAAAGAGGCUUUGAAGUUGAAGUCUGACUUCAUCGACGCAUAUAAGAGCCUCGGCCAGGCUUACAGAGAACUGGGGGAUUUUGAAUCAGCGAUGGAGAGUUUCCAGAAGGCCCUCAUGCUGAACCAGAACCACAUCCAGUCUCUGCAGCUUCGAGGCAUGAUGUUGUACCACCACGGCUCUCUGCAGGAAGCCAUCGGGAACUUCAAGAGAUGCCUCCAUUUGGAGCCCUACAACGAGGUGUGUCAAUACAUGAAGGGGUUGAGUCACGUGGCCAUGGGUCAGUUCUAUGAGGGCAUCAAAGCUCAGACUAAAGUCAUGCUGAACGACCCCCUCCUGGGACAAAAGGCCAGCUCCGAAUACCUCAAAGUGAAAUACCUCAGAGAAUAUUCCCGUUACCUGCAUUCCCACCUGGACAUCCCUGUAGCGGAGUACAACGUGGACCAGGACUUACCGGGGCAUUUUAAGAACCACUGGGCCAAAAACCUGCCGUUUUUAAUAGAGGACUAUGAGGAACAGCCCGGCCUGCAGCCACAUAUAAAAGACGUUCUGCCUCAGAACUUCGACAGCUACAGCACCGAAGUCCAGAAGCUGAUCUGCGCGGCCGACCAUCUGGGCGCGCUGAUGCAGUACGACACGCCUGGGUUCCUACCGAACAAAAGAAUACACAGAGCGAUGGGGUUGGCAACGCUGGAGGUGAUGCAGGCGAUGCACCGGACCUGGAGCAGCUCCAAAGUGCGAGUCAACGGAAAGACCCGGCAAAUGCAGUGGAGAGACAUGUUUGACAUAGCCGUCAAAUGGAGGAGGAUCGCAGAUCCAGACCAGCCGGUUCUGUGGUUGGAUCAGAUGCCAGCCAGGAGCCUCAGUCGAGGCUUCAACAAUCACAUUAAUCUCAUCAGGGGUCAGAUUAUAAAUAUUAGAUACCUGGCCUACUUUGACAACAUCCUAGAGUUUAUUAAAGACAGAAUAUUAGUGUACCACGGGGCGUACAACCCAAGAGGCCUCCUGGAGGUCCGCCAGGCACUUGAAAAUGUUAAUAAAGUAGAAGAUCUUCUGCCAAUAAUGAAGCAGUUUAACAGUAAAACCAGAGAUGGAUUCACUGUGAACUCCAAGGUGCCGAGUGUGAAGGAUCCUGGGAAGGAGUACGACGGCUUCACCAUAACCAUCACCGGAGACAGGGUGGGGAACAUGUUGUUCUCUGUAGAAACCCAGACGACAGAGGAGCGGACGCAGCAGUACCAGUCAGAGAUUGAGAACAUCUACAAAGACCUGACAGUAAAAGGGAAGGCGCUGAUGCUGUCCACCGAGCUGGGGGACGCAGAUGCAGUGUGCAACCUGAUCCUCUCUCUGAUUUAUUACUUCUGCAACCUCAUGCCUCUAUCCAGAGGAUCCAGUGUGGUGGCGUAUUCGGUGGUGAUGGGGGCGCUGAUGGCAAGUGGGAAGGAGGUCAUCGGUAGAAUCCCAAAAGGAAAGUUGGUAGAUUUUGAAGCCAUGACGACACCAAGUCCAGAAAGUUUCAGUAAAACAGCAAAGAGCUGGAUGAAUCUAAAAAGUUUACCCAGUUGGUACCGAAGUCUUCCGUCUGUAGCAGAGACCUUCCCGUCCAUCAGAACGAUGAUCGAGGUCCUCAACACAGACUCGUCUUCACAUUGUCCAAAGAAGUCUUAAAACAUCUUCCAGCGCUCAGAGAAAUCUGUCAAAUAAAGUCUUAACAAUGGAGCUUCUGCACAAUAACAGUAAAGGAACAAACUUCUACAUCCCAAACAAAACUGCACUGAAACGAGCCAAAAUAUUCUAAAUUCAUACCAAAAAGUGAACCUUGAUCUCAUUUGUGGAAUAUUCUCAGUCUUACUUAUUUGUUUACCAUCACUCUUGGCUUCACAUGUAUUAUAACUUGACAUAUGACCCCAAAAUCGUAAAGCAUAUUAGCUGCUACUUAAUAAUGAACAAAAAGAUGGUUAAAAUUGAUCGCUAAAGUGCUUCUCUGGUUUGAAUCUUAUAGAUUAUUAAAUAAACACUGCUGCCAGAUAGUAGUUUUAUUUGUUUUGACCUCAAUAUCAAGCUUUAAACAGAUCUUUCAAUUUUCACUGCAAAAGUCCCAACAUUUUGGGUCUAAUUCAUAGCGAACCAUCUUAGUUCACUUGAAAUAAUAAUAAUAAUAAUAAUAAAACUAACUUACAAGAACCUUUUUAGCAGGAUAUAGGAGCUUGUUUUAAUUAAAGAAUUGAUGGAAAAGUUCUAGUUUCACUGGCGCCGUUACCUAGACACGGAGUUCCAGUGGCAGAUCGUUUCACUGUCAACAUGGGAAAAUGUCUUGUUUUAAGUGAAAUAAUCUGCGAAUGAAACUAGAACUUUGUCAUCAAUAUUAAUAAAUUACUGACUUAAAACGAGCUGCUGCUUAUAAGUUUUGUCUUAUUUCAAGUAUAUUAAGAUCUUUGAACUUGAAACUAGACCCAAACAUAUUGGGCAAGAUGCUUUUGUAGUUUUGUUUGGGAUGUAGAAGAGAUUUUGUCCGCCUUUGCUCUUCCUCUGCUUCGUUGGCCUGAAGCACCCAAAGCACAAAACCCAUCCGCAUGAGGAACCCUCUGAACAAAACCUCAUUUUAAAAUGCCUCAACUGUAAAAUAGGGUGCUAGAAAUAUUGUAGGUUUAGGUCAGCAUCUAAAAAACAAAAUGGGGAAAGAACUGCAGACUGUAAUUGGCACUUUAAAAUCUUCCUUGUGAACACAAUCAAUCAAGCCGAUCAGCAGAGAAGAGUUCAAAGUUAAAACCAUUUGGAACAACUUUCAGGGCUACUGAAUUUUCCUUGGGAUACUUGAAGCAGUCUUUUUAUUUUUAUUAUUCUCAGCUCUUGCAAUCACUUUUUUAAAAGGUUCUGUUUUCAUGCAUCUUUCGGAGAUGUUGGAGGACUAAAUAAAAAUGUAUUUGUAAUCUUAAAUCUGCUUCUGGUAGCUGAUAUACAUGUUUAACUCAAUCAAAUCUGUUCCCUAAACUGUUAUGGGCUUAUUUAGAUAAUUUAAUACAAUGUGAAUUUUGUGCUAAAAAUAAUCAGUAUUCCUUUUCUGGACAUUUUAUACAAAAUGAUAAAUGGAUUAAUCGGCAUUCAGAGUAGUUUUAUAAUUUGUCUCCAGAACCUGUUUGGUUAAAUUUUGUUAUAACCAGCUGAAAAACUUGUUAAAAUAAGAAUGUUUCUUACUAUAAGAAGAUGAAAAAUUCCCCAAAAUUGGUUUUUUCUUUAAGUUUCAUGGCUCAUCACUUGAAAGUUUCUCCAUAUGACAACAUUUCUCGUUUUAAAAAGAUGCAAAACUUGUGAAAAUGAGUUUCUUGAAUUAAUACGUUUUUCGUUUCUCAUUAUAACGAGAUUCAAACUCUUAAAAAUUAGUUUCUCAUUAAAUCAUGAAGUUUCAUAUCUCAUAUCAGCAAAGUAUCGUUUUAAUGAAAUGUAAUUUUAAUUAAAGUUAGUUUCUAACAGGUUUUUCUUCAUAGUGAGUUUCUCAAUAUGACAAGUUAAAAAUAAAUUUCUCAUUAAAACGGGAAAUUUAAUAUGUUAUGACAAGUUUUUUGUCUUAAGUUUCUCAUAAGGAGAUGCAAAACUCAUAAAAACCAAGAGUUUCUUGUUGUAAUGGACGUUUCACGUCGUGCUAUAACAAGAUGCAAGGUUUGGUGACAUCAGUUUCUUGUUUUAACUGUUUCUCAUUAUAAUGUGAUGUAAAAUUUGUAAACACAAGAAAGUUUCUUGUUUUAAUGAGAUACUGCUCCUGAAUUUAUUUCCAAACUCUGACAGUUAAACAUUUCCAUACUUUUCUAUUUAAAUUUGGUAUUUAUUUUAAAGUUUUUGUCCUCUAACGUCUCUGACUGCUCGAUCUUUAACAUCGAAUCUUAACUAUGGCAAGCGGGCUAAAUUUGUAUUUUCCAAUUCUUAGAAAAUUGGUUUAGAAAAGACUUUUGUUUUAUAAUCCCUGAGAAUCUUAAUCAGAUUUUAAUUUUGAAUAUUGGAGGAACAGAUUGAGAUGGUUUGAAAGAAAUAAAUAAAGCAGAAAUAUGAUUUAAUUGUGUUCAAAAUGAGAUGUUUUGGACUAUCCUCUCAAUCAUAGAAAAGCAUGUCUGAAGCCGUAAUGCUGUGUACUGUUACCUGACCUAAAGCACAAGGAAGACGUUCUCUGAAACUCUCCUGUGAUUAUUAAAGCCUUAAAUAAUAAAUUUGUGAAAACUGAAAGUCAAUACAAUCCUAUAUUGUCUUUCAUCAUCAACCUGCUUUGUUUAAAAGAUCUUGUUAAUUUAUUUAAUGCAUGACAUACAGUCAGAAACUUCUGCUUUUCCUCUAAUUUUCUGUUUGUGCUUUCUGGUUGUAAUCAUCUCCUUUUUCCAGGACAUUUGGUAAUUAACUGCUUCAGUGGGCUUUAGAGUUAGAGGGGAGAAAAUCUUUCAAUAUUACUUUCUAAAACUUGAAGGGAUGAGUUUUUCUUAUUGAAUGAAUGUUAAACAGUCAAUAAAACUGGGCUGGAAUUUCA